Messenger RNA from Pneumocystis jirovecii RU7, 3147 nucleotides. RefSeq lists its product as uncharacterized. Lineage: Eukaryota; Fungi; Ascomycota; Pneumocystomycetes; Pneumocystales; Pneumocystaceae. The transcript is spliced from 8 exons. Gene Ontology annotation, cellular component: cytoplasm. Bases 1 to 3147 code for a protein of 1048 amino acids. The record is from RefSeq and is a predicted model, not a curated record. Gene Ontology annotation, molecular function: protein binding; GTPase activator activity.
AUGGGUUCUGCAAGUUCCAAGAUACAGGAUAAGCCUGUAAUAUAUCUUGAAAAUGAUAAUUGUGAAUUUUUUUUCAAUUCUAUCAUUAUCACAGAUCUCGAUGACCAGUUUCCCAUUUGUAUAAAGCCAAAUACAUGUCCAGCGACAUCUUUCAAUGUUUCUUGUGAGAGUAAUAGGCUUAUUGAGUUUGUUUUUGAUCCUGAGGCAUCAAGUUAUGAGUUGUCACCGUUUCUUUUGAAAUUAUAUUUGAAUCAAGAAAUAAACGUUGUAUUUAAUAUUACUUUUAAAUUGCAUACUUUUGAAAAAAAAUCAUCUUUUAUAGGACUUGCAUUUAUUUACGGAACUAAUGCAUCUGAAUUAGAUAAUAUUUUAGCAUCAGAAUCAGAAAACCUAAUGAAUUUUCAUGAUUGUAAAAAUGUUUUGUUUAUGACUGAUCUUUUAUCUGAUGAUUUAUUGGAAAAAAAAUUUGAAUGGUCUUGGAAAUGGACUCCUCCUUCAGCUAAAGAUCAACAUAGAGACGGGUGGAGGAAUACAUGCUAUUUUGUUAAAUGUGAAAAAGAUAAUAAUUUUUCUGUAUUGACGAAAUUUAGUUUUUGGGUUGAAGGUUGUGAAAAGCGUUUUCAAAAUAAUACUAAUUUUUAUUUUAAUCAAAAAAGUCCAUCAUUAUCAUCUCAUAUAGAAACUUCCGUUCAAAAUAAUACUAAUGAUCAAAAAGAAUCACUUUCUUCAGGAAAAGGAAAUAUUUCAUUUAAUUCUUUAUUGGAUAAUAUGAAUUCAGUUGUUAAUUUCAAUCAUUUUGAUGAUGCGUUUAAAAAUGAGCCAAAUGAUGGUCCAUUGUUUCGUGCAAUAAUAACAGCCUUAGAGAAAAAGACAUCCGUAUUUGGAUAUCGGAUUAAAAAAGUAAUUAAGAGGGCUAUUGAACUUUAUGACUCUCAGAUAGCUAAAAAUGAAGCGAAUCGGAGGUUUAUGAGUGCAUUAAGAAAAGCUGCAGAGUCAAAUCCUACUGCAUUGAAACCUGUAUUAAUAUUGUAUUUGGAGACUGCUAAUCAGCAGCUACAGAGCUUUGAAUAUAAUAAUGCAAUUCAAUUACAAAGUUUGAUCAUAAAACCAUUAAGACGUAUUUAUGAAACUGAUAUAAAGGUUGCUGAAGGAAAAAAGAAAAGUUUUGAAGAUGAUUCUCAUGAUUAUUAUCAAUUCGUUUCACGCUAUUUAAGUAGAAAAAAAUGUUCUUCUAAAGAUAAAAAAAAUCAUGAAGCAGAUAUAAAAUACUCUGUAAAAAGAAGAAAUUUUGAACUUAAGCGUUUUGACUAUUAUUCUUAUAUGCAAGAUGUUAGCGGAGGGAAAAAGGAGCAAGAGAUUUUGCAUCUUUUUACUUUAUAUGUAGAAAAUCAUUUUGCUACACUAUAUAAAGCUAUUAAAGUAAUACUUGAUCUUAAACCGGGACUUGAUAAUUUAACACAAGGUGUUCAAGAGGCAAACAAAAAUAUUAUGCAUCUUUGUACAGAAAGAGAGGAACGAAGACAGGCAUUAGAAAAGUCUAAAAUAUUUGUACAAGAAUCGAAUUAUUUAUUUUCUUCAGUAGCACAGAAAGAGAAUUCAAAAGAUUUAAAAACACAGAAAAGUUGUUUGGCUUUAUAUGAUUAUAAAUCACAAAAUGAUGAUUUUUAUUCUAAUCUAAAUAAACUACCUUCAAUGGAAAAUAUUCAAAUAUCUAAUUUAUCAAAUCCAGAUAAUGGAGAUAUUUCCGAGGGAAUAAAAGAUUCUACUAAAAAUAAUAUAGAUAAUACUUUUCAAAGGCGGAAAGAAGGAUUACUUUGGGCUCUUUCUAGACCAGGAAGUCAUAUAGAUCUUAAAGUAACACAAAAAUUAAAUUGGCAUAAAUAUUGGAUUGUUUUAGCCGGUGGGAAGUUGUGUGAGUAUCAGAAUUGGAAACAAGCUAUAGAUCUUCAUAAUAAUCCAAUUGAUUUAAGAAUGGCAAGUGUAAGGAAAGUUUGUGCUUUCGACAGGAGAUUUUGUUUUGAGGUUAUAACUCCUAAAAUUAGACGAGUUUAUCAAGCAACGUCAGAAGAAGAUGUAUUCUCAUGGAUCAAUAGUAUUUCUAGAGCAAUUGAAAGUUUGUUAGAAGGAACAAGUUCUGCUUCUAAUCUUUGCUUGAUCAAAGAAGAUAUCCAGCGUUCUGAUUCUAAAUUACUUGAGAAAGAACCUGAUAAAAAUGUUUCUGAUUUGAAUAAUGAAGAUUAUAAAAACAUUGAAGGAAAUGCAUAUAAACUUUUAAAUAUAAUACAUGAUGCCGAUCCUACACAUAAUGUUGUAUGUGCUGAUUGUGGUACUUUUUCUAAGGCAGAAUGGUGUUCUAUAAAUAUUCCUGCAAUUUUGUGUAUUGAAUGUUCUGGAGUCCAUCGAUCAUUUGGAAGUCAUAUUUCAAAAGUUCGAUCAUUAAUGCUUGAUACUGCAUCAUUUACUGAUAGUUUGAUUGACUUCAUAUGUCAAACUGGAAAUAAAAUGACUAAUUCUAUAUACGAAGCUACAUAUGAUUCUCAAAAAAAUAUUAAGAAUAUAACUAAACCAUUACCUAAUUCUUCUAGAGAAGAGAAACAGAAAUAUAUUUAUGCAAAAUACAUUGAUAAAGUUUUUAUUAUAUAUGAUCCUAAUCCUACAAAAAGUUUGUUUCUUGGCAUAUCGAAUAAGCAUAUCAAGUCAGUAAUGCAAGCAUUAGCAUCAGGUGCUGAUCCAAAUGCUGUUGAUCCUGAAACUCAAGAUUCGGCAUUGCUUCUUUCAUUAUUUUCAUCUUUGCAAAAUUCUAGACCUAAUUUGAAUAAUUAUGAUUGUUCACAGAAAAUAAUGUUUCCUAUAGCAGAGUAUCUUCUUCAAAAUGGUGCUAAACUUCCUGAAUCUCCUCUUUCUAUAUCACAAGAAGAGAAAUUGUCUUUUUGUGCUAAACUGUAUUUGCAAAAUAAGUAUGCGAAAAGUUAUUCAAAUGAUGAAAAUAAUAUAGAAGAUUCAAGUAAUGUAGGAUCAAGUAAUACGUUAUUAUCUGUGACUAAGAAUUCGUCGAACAAUUUAUCCUUUUUCUUUUAUGAGCGUAAAAAUUCAGGAAAACUUCAUAAAAAAUUAAAUUCUAGUGGGAAAUUAUCAAAACUACUUUAA